Molecule: messenger RNA, 6375 nt
Organism: Impatiens glandulifera
Lineage: Eukaryota; Viridiplantae; Streptophyta; Magnoliopsida; Ericales; Balsaminaceae
Product: chromatin modification-related protein EAF1 B-like
Exons: 23
Coding region: 238-5841 (1867 amino acids)
Cellular component (GO): NuA4 histone acetyltransferase complex
Source: RefSeq, a predicted model, not a curated record
AAUGGUCGGAGCUUCAUAUGCGGGAAUUUAAUGUUGCCAUGGCUAGCAUUAUGUUAGGACAAAUUCCUAUUCUCUGAAUUUGAGGUAAUCAAGGAAACCCUAGGCGGGAAAGAAGGAUCAGGGUCUCUUUGUUUAUUCUUGGGUUGAAAUUUCUCCGACCUGCUUCCAGUUCAGAAAAAUAACCAUAGUCAGCCAUCAAUGUGGGGAACAUCUGAAAGCUGUUAGUUCUGGGUAGGUAUGCAUGGAUGCAUCUUAGAAUCUGCUCCCCGAGUGAAUGCUGAGGUUGAUUCCAUGGGAGAAGUUGUUGAUGGAAGAGUUGGAAUUAGUAGCAUACUGGCACCCCAGCAUCCAGCAAUUGAGGAGGCUCAGGAUGAACUUAGGCUGGAGUAUGAUGUUCGCGAGGAAAGAAGAAGAGAGCUAGAAUUUCUUGAAAGGGGCGGCAAUCCUUUAGACUACAAGCUAGGGAAUGGUGCCUCAGUUAGUGUCCAAUCUACUUCACUGACCAAUCAACCUCGUGGAUGUGAGGCCAAAGAUAGUUUUGUUCAAACCACUUCCCCUCGUGGAGAUUCAGUUGAAAGUAGUGGUAGACCAGGGGCUUGUGCAGUCUGUGAACCUAAUAGUGCUGAUAAUCUUUUGUUAUUUGAUGGAGAAAGUGAGUUUAUUGGAGGUGAAAGGAAUCCUGUGCAACCUAGUAAGAAUGUCAUUGCUCCAUUACUUCAAGGUAGUCAAAAUGCCAAAGAAUCUGGAGAAUCAGGCGCCCUUCCCUUCCCAAAAAACCAAGCAUAUAGGCGGAGGAUUAGGACAAGACCUAAUCGUGAUAAUGCUCAAUCCCGUCCUGGUCAUGUUCCUUCCGUGCCUUCAGGUCCAAAGGAUUUUAAGGUGUCUAUAGUUGAUGCAAAUAAUUCGAAGGACAAAAGCAUUGCACCAGUCUGCAAUUCAAAGCCAUGUACUCCAAGUGGUAAUUUAGACUGUAAAGCGACACCUUCACAUAGUCGGUCUGUUAUGGAACUCGACGAUUUAGGUGUUGCAAAAUCUACUGUUGAACCACCUGUUCCUGAGCCAGGUGCUUCCAAAAGUUUUCUUGGUGAAAAACCCAGCCUACAUUCUGGAGCUGUUUCCCAAGGAAAUUCUGGAUUACCGGAAUCUACACGAGGAAGUGACCAGUUGAUUUCAGUAGUACAUUGUCCACAAUCUGAAGCUACAGUAAAAGCUGAAACUAAACCUUGCCCUGGCAAUGAGAAGAGAGAAAGAUCGAAAAUGGUCAAUGAAGAUGGUAAUGUUACACGUGGUCCCAAGUGUUUAGACUCAGAAUCAUCUUGCACACCAAUCAGUUUGAAUAGAAAUAUAAAUGAUGAAGCAUUCAUAAACCUAGGGAAUGCGGAUGCUGAUAGGAAUAAUGAAAAUAAAUUUGAUGGAAGUUGUGUUUCGGCAAACGAGGUUAGGCCUUCAGGUUAUCAAAGUGAACAGGGAAAUGGUUCACUUUUCAGAUCUGAGAAAGAACUAUUGGACAGUGUCUGCCACAUUGAAAAUGAGGUGAAAUCUUCUGUUCCAGUGAAUAGUGUUUUACCAAAUGGAAAUUCUGCUUCAGUAACAGAAAGAAGAGCUAACGAUCAAAUUAGGGAUGAGUCCAUUAUACCAAAGGGAAAUGCUUCUACAGAUUUAUCUUUAUCCCUAGCUUCCACAGAAAAGGCUUCUUCAAAUAAGACUUGUGGUUCAGUGGACGCUUCUGUUCUUGUUCAAACAAUCUUGCCUUCUCAGCAUUAUUCAAUGGCUCUCGAGAAGCAACCUUGCUCUGAAGCUUGUGUGGAACUGGAAAUCAAAGCACAUGAAGAUGCUAUUCUUGAAGAAGCUUUAACAAUAGAGGCAAAGCAGAAAAGAAUUGCUGAGCUAUCUGUCAUAACCCUGCCCACGGAAAAUUUCCAAAAGUCCCAUUGGAAUUUUGUCCUUGAAGAGAUGGCAUGGCUGGCCAAUGAUUUUUCACAGGAGCGUCUCUGGAAGUUAACUGCUGCUGCUCAAUUGGGACGUCAAAUUACUUUUGCCUCUCAUUUAAGAUCUAAGGAAAAUUUUGACCAUUGCAAACAAAAGAAAGUGGCUUAUUCCUUGGCAAAAGCUAUAAUGGACUUCUGGCAAUUAGCAGAGGAGAAACUCAACCAUUUUCAACCUUCGAGUCCUGGAAAAAAAAAUUCUCUGCUUGCUGUCCAUGGUUAUGCUGCGAGAUUUCUUAAAUAUAAUAAAUGUGCUACUGCAGUUAGCCAAGAAGAAACCACAGUAAAUCCUGAUUGGACAUACGAUCUUCUUGUUAUGAAACUAUUACCGGAGGACCGGUCACAAGGAGAAAACCUUUUCUACAAAGUUCCUUUCGGGGCAAUGGAGGCAUAUAGGAGAUCCAUUGAAUCUUAUAUAAUCCGGUGUCAGAAAAUUGGCAAUGUACAAGAAGAAGUAGAUACAUCUUCAAUGCAUGAUGCUGCAACAGCAAAUAUUUAUGACGAGGAUGAAGGAGAAACAAACACAUAUUUUCUGCCUGGUGGUUUUGGAAGUAAUAAAUCAUCGAGGUUCCCUCAAAAGAAAAAGAAGAAUUCUAUAAGAUUUUAUACAGGCAGAUCAUAUGACAGAGGAUCAGAUAUGCCAAACAUGGAAAAUAAAUUUAGAAAUCAACAGACCGUCCAAAUGGGAAAAAAGCCUGCUGGCAAUCUUAGUGUUGGUCCAAUUCCCCCGAAGCGCAUGAGAACUGCUUCAAGGCCAAGGGUUUUAGGCCCUAUUAAUACUGGAAGUUCUGGAGGUGUUCUGGGUAUAACAAAGACUGAUUCUUCUAGUGGUGAUACAAACUCUUUUCAAGAUGACCAGAGUACCUAUCGUAGUGGAUACUUGCCAAACAGUUUUGAAGUUGAGUCUACGGGUGACUUUGAAAAGCAGCCACCAUUUGAUUCAACAGAAGUAUCAAAACCUAGAAAGAAAAAGAAGGCAAAGUAUAUGGGUACCCCUUAUGAUCAGAGAUGGCAGUUUGAUACAACAUUACAAAUUGAACCGAUGGAUCACUCAAAGAGGAGGUUGGAUGGUCAUCAGUUUGAUUCUAAUGGAAGCAGUGGUUUUCCUGGGCAACAUAUCAGAAAGAAGCAAAAGAUGCUCAAGUCACUGGAUAAUCCCAUGGACAAUCAUGUCCAAACAGGCAGUUCAAUUCCUUCUCCUGCAGCUUCACAGAUGAGUAAUAUGCACAACCCUAAUAAAAUAAUUCGAAUACUCAAUGGCCGGGAUCGAAUUAAGAAGUUCAAAGCCUUCAAGAUACCUGCUGGGCAGAGUGGGAGUGGAAGUCCAUGGUCAUUGUUUGAAGACCAGGCACUUGUUGUCCUUGUACAUGAUUUGGGCCCAAACUGGGAAGUUGUGAGUGAUGCCAUCAAUAAUACUUUGCAAUUCAAGUGUAUAUUUCGUAGGCCUAAAGAAUGCAAGGAACGGCACAGCGUUUUGAUGGACAGAACUGCUGUUGAUGGUGCUGAUAGUGCUGAAGAUUCAGGAUCUUCUCAACCUUAUCCAUCUACCUUGCCAGGCAUUCCUAAGGGUUCUGCCAGACAAUUGUUUCAACGUCUGCAGGAGCCAGUGGAAGAGGAUAUGCUUAAAUCACAUUUUGAGAAGAUUAUCAUGAUAUCGCAAAAAUUGAGCCAUAGGUCACAGAAUGAUUGCAUAGAUGGAAAAAGAAUGCAGCCGCACCCAUCUCAUAUUCUCGCCCUUCAACUUGUACCUAACUAUGUAGAUGGAGGACCUCCAGCCACGCCUCUUGAUCUUUGUGAUACACCUGCAUCAAGCCCUGAUGGUCUUUCUCUUGGAUACCAAGGUUCUCUCGCAAGUGGCUUAGCUAUUACACAUCCUGGCAGUAUGGCUUCUGUUCUUCCUACUUCUGGUGCAAACUCCUCUAUUCAAGGUUCAUCUGGUGUGGUCCAUGCCAAUAACUUUUCAUCAUCGUCUGUCCCGGGCAAUACUUCAAUGAGGGAUGGUAGAUAUGUUGUUCCCCGAUCAGCAGCAUUACCUAUUGAUGAACAGAAGAGAAUGCAACAAUACAAUCAAGUACCUGGAAGAAAUGUUCAGACACUUGGUUUGCCAGUUCCUUCAGCUCCCCAGGGAACAGAUCGUAGUGUUCGAAUGUUGCCUAGUGGAAAUGGUAUGGGUGUUAUGUGUGGGAAGAAUAGAAACAUGCCAAUGACAAGACCUGGUUUGCAAGGGUUCCCCUCACCAUCAAUCCUGAAUUCUGGUAGCGCGCCGUCUUCUAAUAUGACAUCAAUGCCACAUCCCACUAAUAUGCAUCAUGGAGUUGGUUCAGGUCAAGGGAUGUUGAGUCCUCGUGAUAAUAUGCAUAUGAUGCGGCCUGGACAGAAUCCAGAUCAUCAAAGGCAAAUUGUUACACCAGAGCUUCACAUGCAAAUAUCACAAGGGAAUAACCAGGGAGGAGUCCCUUCUUUUGGAGGUCUAAGUCCCGGUUUCUCUAAUCAGACAUUGACUUCUCCUGUUCAGUUGCAUCCAGUGCAUCAGCAGCAACAACAAUCCCAUCUUCUUAAUAGUUCCCAUAUUCAAGGACAAAAUCAUUCUGCUAAUACUCAAAACCAAAUGCAUGCACACCGGCUAGCAAAAGAGAGGCAGUUACAGAAACAACGGUUACACCAGCAUCAGCAGCAUAUGACACAUGUGCCUCCUCAACAUCAUCUUCCCUCUGCUCCUAAUAGUCCCCAACUUCAACCUCAAGCUUCAUUAGCACCAGCAUCUCAACCAUCCACCACAACUACCAUAACUCAGCAGCAACAUCAGAACGUACACACACCACCUCAUGGGUUUGGCCGAACCCAAGUUAGUAAGCAACGACAACGCCAACAGCAGUUUCAGCAAUCUAGCGGGCAACAUCCUCAGCAGAGACAACAGAGUCAAUCUCAACAGCAGGCUAAGCUUUCAAAAGGAGCUGGAAGAGAGGGAAACCUUUCAAAAGAUUAUUCCCUUCCCAAUGGCAUAACUGCUGCUCCAGGAAACCAAUCUUCCAGCAAAGGAGACCAGGUGAUGCAUUCGAUUCAAGGACAGGGUUUGCAUACUGUGUCUGGAGUGAAUCAUGUUCAAACAUCCAAGCCACCAGGACCUCAGUAUUUGAAUCAAAAUCGCCUACAAACAAAAAUGCACAAUGGCCAGCCAAUUCCUUCCACAAAGCAAGUCCAGAAUACACCGAUUCAGUCGGAUAAUAAUAGUAAAGGUCAUAUGAGACCAACUUCCAAUCACACAAUUCCAGUAGCUACGGCAUCUAUAAACCAUAAACAGCUACAGCAACACCAGAAGUCUGUGAAUCAAUCUCAAUUGUUAUCCCAGAAAGUGCUACAACACAAUUGUCCCCCAGACCCACCCAACAAGCUGCAGGAGAAUAAAAGCCAAGUUGACGACCAGACUGUUGGCAAUCCAACAGAAGUGGUUGAAGUAACAGGAUCUCAAACAUCAUCUAUUGAUUCAAAGGCUAUUGGUUCUUCUACCAGUGGCCAGGGUAAAGUUUCAGAAAAGGAAUAUGAUUCUAAUGCAAAUUCAGCAUUGAGCUCAAGCCCAGUUGCAAAUUCGUCUUUGACUAAUGCUGCUGGUAGUGAAAUAAUGACCACAAUGGGUAAAGGGCUUCCUCAGGGGCAGUCAUCCAGUGAUUUAUCACCUAUCAAUGUGCUGAAGCAACCACAAAUACAAUCACCUAAUAUGCGUUUACCCAUGACACAGCUGCAAAAAUCAUCAAAUCAACAGGUAACUCCUAGACAGCAACCUCAGCAACAGACCGAGCACUUGCCGGCUGAAAAUAACAAUUUGAGCAUGAGACCGACUAACCCGAUGAAGGAAUGAAGGCACUCUCAGCCUCAAACAACUCAAGAAUUCUUGAAGCUGCAAUUCCUUAAAGAUCGGGUUAGCAUGCUCUUGUAGAAACUCUGUACAGAAGCUGUCUGUCAUCUCAUGAGACAAAGUGCAAGAUUGAGGAGGUGGUUGUUGCGGGUAUCGUUAGGUUUUCGAUUGAAGCAAAUCAAGCAGGCUGGUAAAAAUUCUUUUGGAUACCAUGUAAAUUAGUCUUUGCUGUAGGGUGUCAAGAGGAUAGGAGGGAAACACGAAUAGAGAGGUAUGUGUAUAGGGCGAUGGAUCUAUCUUACUCUUUAUCUUUAUUGUGAUUAUUUUUUUUUUCCUUUCGAUAAUUUUUUUCAGUCGAAAAAAGGGGUCCUAUUUGUUUGGUGGCCCCUAGGUUAGCUCAAUGUAUUGCUUAAUGCUCUUUUUGGAUGAAAGGGUAACCAUCAAUUUGAUUGUUAGAUCCUUUGAGGAAAUUUUUGUGAAUAACUAUAUGUUUGUGUAGUACUUUAUUCUGUUUAAUGUUGAUAUAGCAUUAUUUCA